Messenger RNA from Coregonus clupeaformis (lake whitefish), 339 nucleotides. RefSeq names its product nck-associated protein 5-like. The record is from RefSeq and is a predicted model, not a curated record. Gene Ontology annotation, biological process: microtubule bundle formation; microtubule depolymerization. NCBI's taxonomy places the organism in Eukaryota, Metazoa, Chordata, Actinopteri, Salmoniformes, Salmonidae. The coding region runs from base 53 to 295 and encodes 80 amino acids. The transcript has 3 exons. Gene Ontology annotation, cellular component: microtubule plus-end.
CUCCAUCGCUGAAUCUCUCCCUGGCAUCUCCAUCCCCAAGAGAAACAGCGAUAUGAGGGGAGAUAUGGAGAUCUGCUCCGAUACAGCUACCAUCAUUGUGACACAGAAGAUCAGCCUGCAAGGAGAGAAUGAGGAGGACCCCACCCCCGAGACAUCAUGUCAGGAUCAUAUGAUAGGCUCCAGCUGCCAGAUGAGAACCCUGGACAGCGGGAUUGGCACCUUCCCCCUCCCGACUCCAUCACCCGGGUCAACGGGCGCCACAUUCCCAGAUCCGAGUCCAGCCCAGACCAGAUGAUGGCGAGCAUUCCCAGUCCCACUGAUCCUGACCAGGAUCCUGAC